Messenger RNA from Callorhinchus milii (elephant shark), 1541 nucleotides. RefSeq names its product bone morphogenetic protein 6 (gene bmp6). The transcript has 7 exons. Bases 1 to 1428 code for a protein of 475 amino acids. Gene Ontology annotation, molecular function: growth factor activity; cytokine activity. Gene Ontology annotation, cellular component: extracellular region. NCBI's taxonomy places the organism in Eukaryota, Metazoa, Chordata, Chondrichthyes, Chimaeriformes, Callorhinchidae. Gene Ontology annotation, biological process: SMAD protein signal transduction. The record is from RefSeq and is a predicted model, not a curated record.
AUGCGCUGUGGGCUGGGAGUGCUGGCGGCGGAGCGCGGCGCGGCGCUGGGGCUGCUGUGGGGCUGCUGCCUGCUGCUGGAGUGGCUGUGGGCGGCGGCGGCGGGGGCGAGCCUCCUGCAGAGCGGCGGCGGCGGCGGGCAGGGCUACAGCUACUCGGGCUCGGGCGAGGCGCACUCCAGCUUCCUGCAGCGCCGGCUCCGGCAGCACGAGCGGCGGGACAUGCAGCGGGAGAUCCUGUCCAUCCUGGGGCUGCCGCACCGCCCCAGACCGCACCCGCACGGCAAACGCAACUCGGCGCCGCUCUUCAUGCUCGACCUGUACAACGCCAUGUCCACCGCCGCCAGCGGCGGCCGCGCCGGACACCACCACCACCAGCACCACCAGCAGCAGCAGCACCACCAGCAGCAACAGGAGGAGGAGGAGGAGGAGGAAGGCGAGGAGAGAGGGGGCUCCAGCCACCAGCCCUCCAGCCCCCGCAGCCCCCCGCUCGCCAGUCUGCAGGACAGCGCCUUCCUCAACCAGGCCGACAUGGUCAUGAGCUUCGUCAAUUUGGUUGAAUACGACGCAGGAUUUUCUCACUACCAACGGCAUCACAAGGAAUACAAAUUUAACCUGUCGCGGAUUCCAGAGGGCGAGGCCGUCACAGCCGCAGAAUUCCGUAUCUACAAGGACUGGGUCAGAGGUCGCUUUGAGAAUGAAACCUUUGAGGUGCGCAUCUUCCAGGUGCUGCAUCGACAUGUAAACAGAGAUGCUGAUCUGUUCCUGCUGGACACGAGGACAGUUUGGGCCUCAGAAGAUGGCUGGCUUGUUUUUGACAUCACUGCCACUAGCAACUUAUGGGUGAUGAACCCCCAGUACAACCUUGGGCUCGAGCUGUGUGUGGACACCAUUGAUGGUCAAAGUGUCGACCCCAAACUGGCCGGUCUGAUAGGACAGCACGGGCCCCAUGACAAGCAGCCCUUCAUGGUGGUCUUCUUCAAGGUCAGUGAGGUGCAUAUUCGGACAACACGAUCAGCAAACAAACGCAGGCAGCAAGGCCGUACCAAAUCUACACCGGCUCAAGAGGCACCCAGAACCACAAGUUUAACUGAAUACAACACCAGCGACCAGAGGCAAGCUUGCAAAAAGCAUGAACUGUAUGUGAGUUUUCGGGACCUGGGUUGGCAGGACUGGAUAAUAGCACCUGAAGGAUAUGCGGCAUAUUAUUGCGAAGGAGAAUGCUCGUUUCCUCUUAAUGCACACAUGAAUGCCACAAAUCAUGCAAUUGUACAGACACUGGUCCACCUCAUGAACCCAGACUACAUUCCAAAACCCUGCUGUGCCCCCACCAAGCUCAACGCAAUUUCCGUCCUCUUCUUUGAUGACAGCUCAAACGUCAUCUUGAAAAAGUACAGGAACAUGGUGGUCAGAGCCUGCGGUUGCCACUAACAGGCAACAAAACCGCUUUCAGAACUACUGGGGGAAGGAACCAUGUCCUCAAUGCAAAGCAAUAUGAAUCCCUGAAGAAAUAAAUACCUCUGUAUAUAAUGUUUACAAUUUUU